Messenger RNA from Blepharisma stoltei, 360 nucleotides. Lineage: Eukaryota; Ciliophora; Heterotrichea; Heterotrichida; Blepharismidae. The record is from the annotation of a GenBank genome assembly.
AUGGGUAGAGGACAAUUUUAUUCUCAAAGACUUACUCCUUAUCAAGGCCAAAAACGAUGCUAUGGCUUCUUUGAGUGUGAUAACUGUGAAAGAUACUGGGAAAGUGCCUACAGCUGAGCUAACAUGGGACAGCAAUGCAGGAGUUGUCUAAGUAAUGUAUAUCCAUGGUCCCAAAAAAGCUUAGAGGUGAUUGGGGUGUUUAGAUGUGGAGAAAGAUCACAUGAAAAAGAGCUCUGUGAAAUGUGCAGCUUCCUAGGAUACAGCUGUGUAGACUAUGAUCUUGAAAGCAAUAGUGACUAUGAUGAGCCAGAUUACUCAGAAGAGGACUCUGAGGACUCUGAUUAUUGUUAUUACUAUUAG